AUGGAUGAACGUACAUAUGUGACCAGAUAUUCAAACUACAAUGAUGUUCCGACUCAAGAAAAGGCUUAUGCUCAUGGCACAAAUCAACACGCCAAUUGGGGGUAUAUUGUUGAGACUACAACAGUUGAGCAUGUUCGAGUCCCAGCUUCCGGGUAUACCAACUUCAGUGGUGGGCGUAAAAAAAAUGAAUUUCUCAAAGAAUAUAUGCCUGCAUAUGCACCUAACAACUAUCAUGAAGGCUAUGAGAUAAACUAUGGGCCGGUUUAUGAAAGCUCUGGCCCUCCCAAUUUCCAGGAACAUGAAGAUGUUAUGAACAACUUUCUCGAAAAACUCCAGCUAGAGGCAAGUCGUCUUACAAAACCUAGCAACAACUCUGGCCCAAAUAGGUACACGCCUACAAUUCCGAAUAAUAAUAGGCCUAAGACCCUAACAUAUGUUUAUCCCUUACAAGACACCCAUUUGACCCAAAAUUUUCCAGGACCAAAUAGAUAUAAACCUUCAAGCCCGACUAAGUACCGACCCUCAAGCCCAAUUAAGUAUCGGCCUUCUAGCCCGAUCAAAUACCGGUCCUCUGAUCCAAAUAGGUACCCCCUAUCUGGCCCGACUAAUUACCCAUCAAAUCCACCAAAGUAUCGACCCUCAAGCCCAACUAAGUAUCGUCCCUCUAGCCCAAUUAAGUAUCAUCAUUCUAGCCCGAACAAGUACCGACCCUCUGAUCUAAAUAGGUACCAGCCUUCUAGCCUGAAUAAGUACCCGUCAAGUCCGCCAAAGUAUCGACCCUCAAGCCCACCUAAGUAUCGUUCCUCUAGCCCAAUUAAGUAUCAGCCUUCUAGCCCCAACAAGUACCGACCCUCUGAUGUAAGUAAGUACCAAAUCUCUGGCCCAAAUAAGUACCCAUCGAGCCCGCCUAAGUAUCGUCCCUCAAGCCCAAUUAAAUAUGGGCCCUCAAGCCCGAAUAAGUACCGGCCCUCUAGCCCGACCAAGUACCGGUCAUCAAGCCCAAGUAAGUAUCAUCCUUCGAGCCCCAUUAAGUACAAGCCUUCAAGCCCAAAUAAGUACAGGCCAACAAGCCCAAAUACGUACCAACCUGCAAGUCUGACACAAAACUAUCCCUCUAAAGGAGGCCACCUUAAUGUGGGACAAAACAUACGAGACCCAAAUAUGUUUCGGUCUACUAGUCCAAUUAAUAACAUUCCAUCCAAAGGUCCGUCACUCGAUACCGAAAGAUUAUAUGUUCCAAAUAAGCAUCAACCGUCAACACAAGGUGGCAAAAUAGAUGGGGUCGGAGCAGGCCCAAAGAAUCUUUGGCAAAGUAUCGGUCUGCCUACUACACGUCAUCCUGUUAUGCCUCCUACCAACAAUAUUGAUGAAGUCGUAAGUUACCAAACAGAAUCUGGGAAUCAUUCACCAAGGUCUGAACCAAAUAGGGUUGGAGAAUUUGAUCAUUUAUCUCCUCAUGUACAACCAGUCCAAACCGAAAAACCGAACCCAAAGCCAACAUUUGGUGGUGGAAUUGCUCGACGUUUUUUCAGAUCAAACACCAUUGAUAGUCAAGAGGCAAUAAAGAAGUACGGUGGUGCUUCUGUUCCAUAA
This is a messenger RNA of Erigeron canadensis, 1593 nucleotides long. RefSeq names its product adhesive plaque matrix protein-like. The record is from RefSeq and is a predicted model, not a curated record. The transcript has a single exon. Lineage: Eukaryota; Viridiplantae; Streptophyta; Magnoliopsida; Asterales; Asteraceae. Bases 1 to 1593 code for a protein of 530 amino acids.